AUGCUCUCAGCAUAUAUGGGUGACAUGAAAGGGGAUGGGAAUGGGUUCUAUUUUCCUUACGCUGCGAGUAUGACUUCGAAUAUGGUACCACAAAACUUUCCGACUCCCUACGGAAUGCCACUGAGCAGUUAUGAGAUGCCGAAAGACGAGAACUAUUCUACGACUCUCUUAGCCCAGCAACAACAACAACAAAUUCAACAGCCACAGAUCACUUCGACUCCUUCACAUCAAAGUCAACCCAAACAGGUUUCAUUGACACCAGAAGAUGAAGAAUCCAAGAAAAAAUUAUUUGAUGUUUUCUUUUCCCCUUUACUGAGAGUUGCCGUGGACAAAUGGGCAUGCGAGCGAUGCGAUCGGAAAUAUCGUGAACGACGGGAUAAGAACAAUCUGGCGGCGAAGAAAUCUCGGAGUAAUCGACGCGAACGUGAAAAGUUGAUGCAACGGAAAUUGGAGGAGUUAGAAAAGGAAAAUGAAGCGCUCAGGGCGCAGUUGGCACUCUACACACAACAACUCGAAUACGCCAAAAAGGAGUAUGAACGGCAGAUGUCGGUAUCGUACGCAACGCAGCCUCAGAGCAUGAUUCUUCGUGACACUACGAACAGCAUAAUGGCAAAUACCCAACCACCGUUCUUCUAUUCAGCUCAAUUCACUCAACAAGCGAAUAUCUCUUGA
Anisakis simplex (herring worm) is the source of this 672-nucleotide messenger RNA. The record is from the annotation of a GenBank genome assembly. Lineage: Eukaryota; Metazoa; Nematoda; Chromadorea; Rhabditida; Anisakidae.